AUGCCCGACAUUAAGGCAUGGCUCAGCGGCGCCGCGCAGUACCUACCCCCAGGGGGAGUGGUCAAGCCGGUGUCCCUGAGCAACAUGGAAGCGAUGAACGCGCUUCAGAUGAUGGACCCACAAAUGGACUGGGGCAUGAGCUUCGCGCCGCGCGGCCGCUUCGACCCCGGUGCACCGCUCACGCCGGCGCAGGUGUGCUGGGUGAUGGACGAGAUGGGCGCGCGCGAGCUGGCGUGGUUGCAGGGUGGAACGCUUGCCCAGACCGUCUUCACGGGGCUGCAUUACCACAACGCACUCGAGAUUUCCCCAAAGGCGAGGGAAAACGACAAGACUUUCCUCGCAGCUUAUGCGGCGUGCGCCGCGCUCAGAGCUUUUGUGCUCGCCUACGCCAAAGGCGUCGAGAUCGCUUGGGGCGCGAUGUGCGAUGCAGCAGGCAGCGCGCGCGAUGGUGAAGAUUUCUGGGCUGACCCGUAUGGCGUACCUCUCGAGACUGCCGAAAGUAUCACCGACGUCGUUUCGUACGUCAACGGCGUGGUACGCUGGCUCAGCCAGCAGGAGGCGUGGGUACCCGUUGCUGCCCGCCUGUGGUUCCGCUUGACUUGGAUCGCAGCCCUCCAACUUCAGCCAAGCGAAGACGUCCAGAUUCCAAAGGUCAGCACCGAGCCAGUCGACUGGGCGUUCGACGACGUCGCCGCUCUCCUCCGCCAGAACAUGCCCCUUCCCAACCUCUCCUUCCCCUCCCACGACGAGAUGUGGGCAGCCUUCCAUGACGCCGUCGCUCAGCUCGCUGCAGCGCGAGCUCUCGCAGACACUCCCGUCGCGGACAUUGAGAGGCACCUCGCGUCUAUGCCCGAAACUCUUCCAAUCGUGCGGGCACAGUACCGUGCCCUCUUGGGCACGCUUGACCGCGACGCGCUUGUCGACGAGUGGCUCUCCGACGCUACGUCCCAGCCACGGGGCGUGCUCGACCGCCUCGGCCACGAGGUCCAAACACCGAAUGACCGGCGUUCCUUUGCUUUAUGGCGCGACAUUGUCGCUGGAAACUUCUUCCUCGGCCUCACCGUCCGUCUGCAGAACCCACCGCGCCGGCGGCGCGGCCUCCAGCAUCUCAGCAGGGCGUGGUGUGACCAAGCGUCGUCGGCGUCUCGCCUAGCCACGAGAUGUCCGGCUUUCAAGCCAAUUGUCGCGGCCUUGCGCGCACGCGCGCUCGACGCAGACCUGUCCGCUGCUUUGGCUGCUCUCUCCCUCCGGCUACUCUCACGACACGAGCGGCGCGCGCAUUGGUGGUGGAUCGCUCGAGUCGCUGGCGCGCGGCUUGCUCUGAGCGAGGUCCGCGGCGAGUGGGCCAAGGCGUGGGCGGCCGUCGCGAACGGGAUGCUGAUUCUCUACACACUCGUGCCGACUGGCGACCCAUCCUACCCGGAGUUUGUGCUGCGCAACAAGAUAGCGCUCGGUACCGGCUCUCACCCCGCCCCACCACUGUUUAAUGCUUGGGAAGCAUCCAAGGAUGCCCUCGACGACACGUACAAGAGCGAUGCCAAGAAGGGGCGAACCACAGCCCUGGCGUGGCUCCGUACUGCGCAUAGGCUCAUGGACACACUGGACGUGAGGCCGCUCCAGUGCGACCUGGCUGGCACGAUUGCAACGCUUGAGAGUGGGCGCGAGCUGCAUUGGGAAAAGGACGGAGCGGCAGAGGUGGCUGAGCGCAUCCCUCGUCUCCAGUAA
Molecule: messenger RNA, 1725 nt
Organism: Cutaneotrichosporon cavernicola
Lineage: Eukaryota; Fungi; Basidiomycota; Tremellomycetes; Trichosporonales; Trichosporonaceae
Gene: MAK10
Exons: 5
Coding region: 1-1725 (574 amino acids)
Biological process (GO): N-terminal peptidyl-methionine acetylation
Cellular component (GO): NatC complex
Source: RefSeq, a predicted model, not a curated record